This is a messenger RNA of Danaus plexippus (monarch butterfly), 441 nucleotides long. RefSeq lists its product as uncharacterized. Bases 120 to 422 code for a protein of 100 amino acids. Lineage: Eukaryota; Metazoa; Arthropoda; Insecta; Lepidoptera; Nymphalidae. The record is from RefSeq and is a predicted model, not a curated record. The transcript has 3 exons.
AAGCCAAACACGCGGGAGCACUAUGCCUGGUGAUAACGGAACAUAUUAUAGUAGUUGGUUUGAAAUUAACUUAAACAGUCACUGCUGGGUUGUCUACAGUGUUGUGAGGAAUUAGCGUCAUGGCUGAGACGUAUAUAUCCGUGAAGACCAAAACAGCGGUUCUAAUGCUGUUAUUAAUAGCGUUGGUGAUCAAGGAAUCGAACGCGCGGCCUCCGUGGCUGUCUCCAGGCAGCGGGGUGUUCACCGAGUCCGCGGAAUGUCAUACGGAUGACGAACUUCUAGAUCUGUGUCAGCGAUGCGCUAAACUCACAAAAUCCAAACUGGCCUACCCAGCUUGCUGCUCAACCGAUCUCCAGGCCAGGAAGUGGUGCUCAGACUACGUCUACUUCGGCAGAGGACAGUACGACUUUUAUCUCAUUUGAUGACGUCACACGCAGUCUU